CAGUCGCUCGUGAGCGGGCGCCUCACCCAGUCGUCCACCAGCCCGCACGACCCCGCGCAUGCGAGUAUCGAUCUACCAAAUACUCUCCGUAUCUAGGUUAUCCGGCUAAAAUUAAAGGUGCGUUCCGAAUUCAAGGUUGCGAGCGCCGCGGGCGCACAGAAAUAGCACUGUGCAUGGAGAAAUGUUCCUGUACGUAGUGGCCGCCUAAAGUCAUAUGGGCGCGUUUAGCGUGGCCGAUGGUCGCCGGAAAUUAUGUAAGAGUGUGUUGUCCGGGAUUGAUUCCGCGACCCGCGUUGCCGUAACGUCGAUACCGCGUCUCCGGUCGAUAGUGUCGCGAGGAUUGGGAGUGUGCCUUCUCAGCGGAACAGGACCACUCAUAUAUAACGCGUGACGGAGCGCCCGAUAGCGUCAACAAUAACUUUAUAUGGAGCAAACCGGGCACCGGUCGGGAGCUGCGCCGCGGUACAAAGCACACAAAAACAGAUUUAGGUAACCGAAUACCGUCACCAACCCGCCGACAAGACAUCGACACGCCACCGAGACCACGAUACGAUUCAGACAUUUCUCGAACACUGCCACUUUAAAGGUUGUAACUUUGGUUAAGUUUGUGCUAAGUGAUAUGACUCGAAGAAUAACGCGCGCGCUGGGGCCUUCUGUGUUCGUCUGACGAAGCAUUAAGGUUGGCACCUGCAUAAUAGGGAGCCAUACGCCUCGGCGAAAAGACGGGUGCGAUACGCACUCGUGAUCUAGAGGGCGCGGGUGGUCGGGCCCGGCGCCAUGGCGACCGUGGAGGGGCGGCCGGCGCAGUAUGGCGUCACGCUGCGGCAGCUGCGCGAGCUCAUGGAGACGCGCGGUGCCGAGGGCAUGGCCAAGAUCAACGCCCUCGGCGGCCCGCAGGAGCUCUGCAAGAAGCUCUACACCUCCACCACGGACGGUCUUAGCGGUUCGAAGGCGGACAUGCAGCACAGGCGGGAGGUGUUCGGCUCGAACCUGAUCCCCCCCAAGCCCCCCAAAACUUUCCUCACGCUGGUGUGGGAGGCGCUCCAGGACGUGACGCUCAUCAUCCUCGAGGUCGCCGCCGUCGUCUCCUUAGGUCUCAGUUUCUACAAGCCGUCCGAAGACGCCAGUGAUAUUGGUCACCUCGACGAGGAGGAGGGCCACUACCAAUGGAUCGAGGGUCUCGCCAUUUUGAUAUCUGUUAUAGUCGUCGUCAUAGUCACAGCAUUCAACGAUUACACGAAAGAAAGGCAAUUCAGAGGGCUCCAGUCGAGGAUAGAAGGCGAGCACAAGUUCGCCGUGAUACGAGGCAGCGAGGUGAAGCAGAUCCCCAUCAGCGACAUCGUGGUGGGAGACAUCUGCCAGAUCAAGUAUGGGGACCUGCUGCCCGCAGACGGCGUCCUGCUGCAGAGCAACGAUCUAAAGAUUGACGAGUCUUCGUUAACGGGAGAAUCGGACCAUGUCAAGAAGGGAGAAUCUUUUGAUCCCAUGGUGCUAUCUGGUACUCACGUAAUGGAAGGUUCUGGUAAGAUGUUGGUAACAGCGGUCGGUGUGAACUCUCAGGCUGGUAUCAUUUUCACUCUACUCGGCGCCGCCGUGGACAAACAGGAGAAAGAGAUCAAGCAGAUGAAGAAGGAAGCUAAAAAACAACGGAAGGGCACCCAACGCAAGAGCCUCACCGGUGAUGAAGAUGCUUUGGCAAGCGGUAAUGCGGGCGCCAACCAUGCACGCGCGGAGGACAACCACGUGGCACCGGCCAGUGACAAACCCGCGCCCGAGGCGUCCCACAAGAAGGAGAAGUCGGUGCUUCAAGCCAAGCUGACCAAGCUGGCUAUACAGAUCGGUUACGCCGGUUCGACGAUAGCUGUUCUCACCGUGGUCAUCCUGAUAAUCCAGUUCUGCGUGCACACGUUCGUGAUAGAGGGCAAGGAGUGGAAGGCCACGUACAUCAACAACCUGGUGAAGCAUCUCAUCAUCGGUGUCACCGUGCUCGUGGUCGCUGUUCCUGAAGGGCUACCGCUCGCUGUAACACUCUCUCUUGCUUAUUCUGUUAAGAAAAUGAUGAAAGACAACAACCUGGUGCGGCACUUGGACGCCUGCGAGACUAUGGGUAAUGCGACCGCCAUCUGUUCCGACAAGACCGGUACUCUCACCACCAACCGCAUGACAGUCGUGCAGUCCUACAUCUGCGAGAAGCUGUGCAAGGUCACGCCCAACUUCCGCGACAUCCCGGCCCAGGUCGGCGACACCAUGAUCGAGGGCAUGUCCAUCAACAGCGCGUUCACCUCCAGGAUUAUGCCAUCGCAAGACCCCACGGGCCCGCCCAUGCAGGUCGGAAACAAAACGGAGUGCGCGCUACUCGGGUUUGUGUGCGCUCUCGGGCAGAGCUACGACGCGGUACGAGAGCGACACCCCGAGGAGUCGUUGACGCGCGUGUACACGUUCAAUUCCGUGAGGAAGAGUAUGUCAACCGUGAUCCCGCAUCAGGGAGGCUACCGGCUCUACACCAAGGGUGCCUCCGAGAUCGUGCUCAAGAAGUGCGCGUUCAUCUACGGGCACGAGGGUCGUCUGGAGAAGUUCACUCGCGACAUGCAGGACCGGCUCGUGAAGCAGGUCAUAGAGCCGAUGGCCUGCGACGGACUGAGGACCAUCUCCGUGGCCUACAGGGACUUCGUGCCCGGAAAGGCGGAGAUUAAUCAGGUGCACAUAGACCAGGAACCAAACUGGGACGACGAGGACAACAUUGUUAACAACCUCACCUGCCUUUGUGUCGUCGGUAUUGAGGACCCUGUCAGGCCCGAGGUGCCGGAAGCGAUCCGAAAGUGUCAAAAAGCUGGUAUAACAGUACGAAUGGUAACCGGAGACAACGUGAACACAGCCAGGUCUAUCGCAGUCAAGUGUGGCAUCCUCAAACCUUCAGACGAUUUCCUUAUUCUUGAGGGCAAGGAGUUCAACACCCGGAUCCGAGAUGCUAAUGGAGAGGUACAACAACAUUUGGUGGACAAAGUGUGGCCGAAGCUCCGCGUGUUGGCGCGCUCUUCUCCGACAGACAAGUACACGUUAGUGAAGGGAAUGAUCGAGUCCAAAGCCUUCGAUACGAGGGAAGUGGUUGCUGUCACUGGGGACGGUACUAACGAUGGUCCCGCGCUCAAAAAGGCUGAUGUUGGUUUUGCUAUGGGUAUAGCUGGAACGGACGUGGCGAAGGAGGCGUCGGACAUAAUCCUGACGGACGACAACUUCUCGUCGAUCGUGAAGGCUGUGAUGUGGGGCCGCAACGUGUACGACUCUAUCGCCAAGUUCCUGCAGUUCCAGCUCACUGUCAACGUCGUGGCCGUCAUCGUAGCUUUCAUCGGCGCCUGCGCGAUACAGGACAGUCCGCUCAAGGCCGUACAAAUGUUGUGGGUGAACCUUAUCAUGGACACGCUAGCGUCACUGGCGCUGGCCACGGAGAUGCCAACAUCGGACCUGCUGCUCCGCAAGCCCUACGGCCGCACCAAGCCACUCAUCUCCCGCACCAUGAUGAAGAACAUCCUGGGCCAGGCCGUAUACCAGCUCUUCAUCAUCUUCUCUCUUCUCUUUAUUGGGGACCGAAUGCUCAACAUCCCAUCGGGCCGCGGCCAGCAGCUCAGCUCAGAACCAAGCCAGCACUUCACCAUCAUCUUCAACACGUUCGUCAUGAUGACGCUCUUCAACGAGAUCAACGCGCGCAAGAUCCACGGCCAGCGGAACGUGUUCCAGGGACUCUUCACUAAUCCCAUCUUCUACUCCAUCUGGAUAGGAACUGCCUUGUCUCAGAUAGUGAUAAUCCAGUUCGGCGGCAUGGCGUUCAGCACAGCGGGUCUGACGCUGGAGCAGUGGCUCUGGUGUCUGUUCUUCGGCGCGGGCACGCUGGUAUGGGGACAACUCGUCACCACCAUCCCCACGAGGAAGAUACCCAAGAAGCUGUCAUGGGGUCGCGGGCAGCCGGAUCCCGAGAGCAUCCAGCCCGGGCCGGACUACGACGCGGACCUGGACAAGAAGCCUCGCGCCGGACAGAUCCUGUGGAUCCGGGGCCUCACGCGCCUGCAGACACAGGUCAUAGGUGGCGAGUUACAAGAGCGUUUGAUACCUGUGCCCUACAGCAAGACAUCCACCGAUCAAGCUAUCCGCGUGGUGAACGCGUUCCGGCAGGGCCUGGACUCGCGCGGCUCGCUGGCGGACGCGGCGCUGGCCGAGGCGCUCCGCAAGCAGACGGCGCUGUCCAAGCGCUACUCGCACUCGUCCAGCGUGGAGUGCGAGGCGCCGCGGGAGCUGGCGCCGCGCGACCUGGACGUGGAGCGACUGUCCAGCCACAGCCACACCGAGACCGCCGUGUAACCGCCCGCGACCAUCGCCGCCGCCCCGCGCAGACGUCACUUAUUGUUAACUAGUGUGUUUAAUUAUUCGAUUGUUUUGAAAAAUGUUUUAUUAUUAUACGUCUGUUGAACAAAUAAAAUAUUGUAAUAAUUAAUUUUAGAUUUAAGCGCGAGAACGAGCGAAUGGGCGUGUGAUUUUUGAAAUAUGAAGUUUCUCGUGGCGUGUCAACUCGCACGGAAUGAAAUGUUUUGUAUCGCUUUUGUCAAAGACAUGUUGCGGAGCGCGCGGGCCGGGGGGCGACACCGACCGCGCGCUCCCUUUAUAUAUUAUAUAUAUAUAUAUAUAUACAUACUUACUAAAUUAUUGAGGUAUCGAUUAAGGUGUUUGUUAUAAAUUUCAAUAACUUUCUUUUUGUUUUGACGACCUUUUCCCCUAAGUCUAAGUAGACAUGUAAGUCAUAUCUCGAAGCGGAGUCGCGUCCUUUGCUACGUGCCGCACAGAGCGUCGCGUGCGCACAGCGAAGUGCGGAGGGCGGAUUGCGGAGUGACCCGGUCGGCUUUGAACAUCUUCGAAAUGUUUAAAUAGAUAAAAUUGUAUAGCUGAAGGUAUUCAUUUGUAAUGCUAGUCUCUUAUGAAACAUACUAACUAUUCAAUUAUAUUAUAAUGUACUUAUUGAUUAUUGAUAAAUACUUCAAGUUUAUUAAACAAAGUAUAGUCUACGAUGUAACGAAUUGGAAUUUUUUCUCUAUGAGCAAUAGCUAGAGGGCGAGCUAGGCCGGGCCGCGGGGCAGCAGUGGUCGGUCACAUCCCUGUAUGUAGUUGGCUCGUGACGCGCGAACAACCCCCCCGUCGCCCCGCGCCCGGCCCUCGAGCUGUAUAGGCGUCGUAGGAUCGCAGCAGUGGCAUUUUCAAGUUAUAAAGUAAGACGUCUAGUUAGUGAGAGUCGAACCAUUUGUUUUAGUAAUAAAUAUAAAUAAAUAAAGUGAAACGAUAUGUAGCGAAUCGGCAAGUUCAAUUUUGUAUCUAGAACGUUUCAUAGUAGAGAUAUUGAGAGUUGUUACGUUUUAUUCGGUGAGAGUCCGGCGCUCAGUGUGCGUGUGCCCUUAGCUCGGACUUGUACAUUACUUCACAGUCUUGUAAGUCAUCGGGUGUAAGCUUCGGUCAAGUCUGUUGAGAGGUGGAGUCUAUUGACAGUUCACAUAUUGUGUAAUUAGUUACGGGCGCAGCGCCCGCUAGAGGCCACGGUAUUGUUUGCGUAUUGCGUUGAUAUUCGUUACCGCGUGUUAUCCGAUGAAAGACAUUUAGGAGCGAAUUGUGAUGGGCGACGACGGCGGCAGGCGGCAGCACACUGCUCCCGACCCUACCGCCGACCUCGCCCCCACUAUCAGCUGUUGUUUUGACAUGACAAUCUGCCACUAAUCAUUUUAGACUAUAAGUACCCAUUGUUGUAUUUUUCGUCUCACAAUAAAUGAAAAUCUAUUUUAUUGUUUUUAA
Molecule: messenger RNA, 5826 nt
Organism: Leptidea sinapis
Lineage: Eukaryota; Metazoa; Arthropoda; Insecta; Lepidoptera; Pieridae
Gene: PMCA
Product: plasma membrane calcium-transporting ATPase 3
Exons: 25
Coding region: 778-4353 (1191 amino acids)
Biological process (GO): calcium ion transmembrane transport; regulation of cytosolic calcium ion concentration
Cellular component (GO): intracellular membrane-bounded organelle; membrane
Molecular function (GO): ATP hydrolysis activity; ATP binding; P-type calcium transporter activity
Source: RefSeq, a predicted model, not a curated record